AUGGAGAGCAUGAGGGGCAUCUUGCACAAGACGAGCCUCCAGGAAGCUCAGGAGCGGCAGCUGGCUGGACAGAAGAGAACCUGGUCGACAAGCAAUGGUGAUGAGGACAGAAAAGACUCGCCUUCAGGAUCCGGAUCUGCCUUUAUCGCGACUACAGUUGCUCCCGCAUCAGCUUCUUCCCAGAACUCAGUCCGGUUUCAAAACGCUCUUCAUUUCCUUCCACCUUCCACCAAACUUUCUGCAAGCAAAAUCGUCACAUUUAAUGCAUCAGAAGGACCUUCCGAGUAUACCCAGAGGCGUGUUUUUGCUGCCACGCCAUCUUCUACCAUAGACCCCGAGCUCGACCUUGCCCAUCCUGUAUAUAAUCUGCCGCCUCAGCUUGUUAAUAAUUUUGCUUCCCUUGGAAUUAAGCAAAUCUACCCAUGGCAGAAAAACUGCCUCAAAGGGCCAGGCUUGCUUACAGGUGCUAAAAAUUUGGUUUAUUGUGCUCCCACCGGCGGUGGCAAGUCCCUUGUUGCUGAUUUACUCAUGCUCAAGAGGAUAAUGGAAGAACCCGAGACCAAAGCCCUACUUAUUCUCCCAUAUGUUGCCCUUGUGCAAGAAAAGGUUCGCUGGCUACGGACCGUCGUUCAAGGACUUGCCGCAAACCUGGAUCCUGAAGCACUGGAGAAGCAAAAAGCCAAUAGUAUAUGGCGACUUCGUCCAGACCAUGACUCUAUUAAAGUCAUCGGCUUCUUUGGUGGCGGCAAGAUUAGAUCUACUUGGCAGGAUUUUGAUAUCGGCAUAUGCACCCUCGAAAAGGCCAAUAUGCUCAUCAAUACCGCCAUAGAAGACUCUUCCAUAUCCCAAUUGCGAGCUGUAGUUCUCGACGAGCUUCACAUGAUUGAUGAUGACCAUCGUGGGUAUCUUCUCGAGCUGAUAGCAACUAAACUCUUGAGUUUGGAGCAGCCCAUUCAGAUCAUUGGCAUGAGCGCUACUCUUCCUAAUGCAAACCUGGUUGCCAAAUGGCUUAAUGCACACUCUUACGAAACUAGGUACAGGCCAAUACCAAUCGAAGAGCACCUGGUCUGCGAAGGAAAAGUCUACCACAUCGGUACCAACGGUGCUACGGCCCAAAGACAGCUGAAAGUUGAGGAGAUAUCAAAAGCUCGGAUAGAUCCUACGCGACAAAUCGAAGAAUCCAGCCAUAAGGAAUUUCGCGAUCCGGUUCUCAACGCCGUGGUAUCCUUGGCUCAUGAGACAGCCCUGAUGGGUUAUGGCGCUUUGGUAUUCGCUGGUAGCCGAGGCAUUUGCGAGUCGGAUGCUCGCCUCAUCAGCAGAGUAAUGCCCCAGCCACACGAAGUGGAUAGCAAAACCAUGGACAAGAGGAUGGAUCUGUUGAGCGAGCUGCGAAGUCUCAGUACAGGUGCUGAUCCCGUAUUGGAGGAAACCGCGGGCUUAACGAGCGAGGAGAGAGAUCUCAUCGCCGAAGCAUAUGAUGCUGGCACACUGCUAAUAUGCGUUGCCACCUGCAGCUUGGCAGCUGGUAUCAAUCUUCCUGCUCGAAGGGUGAUCCUUCAUAAUGCAAGGAUGGGGCGUGAAUUCGUCGGCCCCUCCAUGUUACGGCAGAUGAGAGGUCGUGCCGGAAGGCAGGGCAAAUCCCCUGUUGGAGAGACAUAUCUCUGCUGUCGCCAAGACGACCUAGAGCAGGUCUUAGAUCUCAUGUAUGCGGAUAUCCCAGAAAUUGCUAGUUGUCUCAACACUGAAAAUAAGCGUGUUCAACGAGCCAUUUUGGAAGUCAUUUCCGUUCGCUUGGCGAACAGCCAUGAGUCUCUCCUCGAAUAUUUUUCCAAUUCUCUAAUAAGCUUCACUCAUGAUCGAGAGUUUGUAGAAAAUUGCCUAACGUCAGGACUGGAGGAGAUUCACGAUUUAGGCUUAAUUGUUAAUGAUUCUUACUCGAGUUUUGCGGCGACACAACUGGGCAAAGCCAUAGUUGCCUCUUCUGUUGAUCCCUACGAUGGGGUCUUUAUACAUGCCGAACUUACCAAGACGCUCAAGGCCUUUGUCAUGGAUGGCGAGAUGCACAUUCUCUACGUCUUUACUCCGGUUCAAGAUUUUGGCAUCAUAGUCAACUGGCAAGUGUUUCGCAACGAGAUGGACGCCUUAGAUGAGAGUGGGCUUCGAGUCCUUGGCUUUCUGGGUAUCAAGCCGACGGCCGUUCUCAAGCUUGCUCAGGGAGUUCCGCUUAAGGAGAAUACACCCGAAGAAAGAGAGUUGGCCCGUGUAUACCGUCGAUUUUAUCUGGCACUGCAAUUACGAGAUUUAUGUAAUGAGAUGCCGAUACAUGUGGUCGCGCGAAAGUACGACUCGCCUCGGGGUUCUGUGCAGACGCUUGCGCAGACAUGCCAGGGCUUCGCGGCAGGCAUGAUUAAGUUUUGCGAGCACAUGGGAUGGGGUAUCAUGGCUGCUGCGCUGGAGCAUUUCUCGGACAGACUGAUGGCCGGCGCAAGGACAGAUCUCUUGGAGCUCGCCAAGAUUCCAUUCAUCAAGAGCCGCACAGCCCGAGUCUUUUGGGAGAACGGAUACCGGACCGUCGGUGCUAUAGCAAACGCUGAUCCAAAGGAAUUGGUUCUGAUUCUGAUGCAGGCCCAGCCGAAUAAACUGCGACUCAAGGGGAAAGUCGAUGAGAAAUAUGAAGAAAAGCUACUCGCCAAGGCAAAUGUAAUAUCAGCUUCGGCGAAUCGGCUUUGGCAGGUUCAACUGCAGGCUGAAAUGGCUGAAGAAUAA
Trichoderma breve is the source of this 2766-nucleotide messenger RNA. RefSeq names its product DEAD/DEAH box helicase domain-containing protein. The transcript is spliced from 12 exons. Gene Ontology annotation, molecular function: nucleic acid binding; ATP binding. Lineage: Eukaryota; Fungi; Ascomycota; Sordariomycetes; Hypocreales; Hypocreaceae. The coding region runs from base 1 to 2766 and encodes 921 amino acids. The record is from RefSeq and is a predicted model, not a curated record.